CAGCGGAGUAGAGUCGGGGUGGACGGGGCAUGCCCCCUAUUUACAGCACUAGCUGCCAUAUGUGCAGCUGCCAGAACUGGAAAUGAAGCACAAACUAGAUUUGCAAGUAUGAGCUAAGGGUGUUCUGUACCAUCCUGUUACCUACAUGUAUCCUGCCUAGCUGCGUCUGGGUGAUGCUCGAUCCAAGUGGAAAGUAAAGCUGAACAAAACUACAUGAAAUCCUUUUCAACAAAGGCUGUGGAGUAAGCAGGAGUCAAAGCUCAGCCUAAUCACUUUGGGGGAGUGAGAAAUGACUAUGGACAACUUUACAGAUGUCUGGGCAAAGCUCAAGGAACUACAUGAUCAGGAAGUGCAAGGACUAUAUGCAAAGUUAACUGAAAUAAACAUGGAGCGGUGUCUUGAUGCACAGAGAUUGGAAGAGCUGUUUAGCAAGAAUCAUCAACUGAGGGAACAGCACAAGAUAAUGAACGAAAAUGUCAAGAAUUUGGAAAACAGGUUACGAGCAGGUCUUUGUGACAGAUGUACAGUCACCCAGGAGCUGGCGAGGAAAAAGCAACAGGAAUUUGAAAAUUGUCAACUACAAAGCCUUCAACACAUUUCUGUUCUCACAAAUGAAAUCAAUGGAUUGAAAGAAGAAAACAAAAUGCUUCACCAAGAGCUGAGAAAGCUGAAAUAUCUCUCGGAGAUGAAGCAAAGUCAAGCUUACGGAAGAGGAAGCCGUUCCUUUUCGGACAAUGCUAUACCUUUCGAUUCACCUUUGAAUAACAAAAGGAAACAAAGUUUGGAUAGUGCGUUCAGCUCAAUGGCAGAGCAUCAGAGCCAUAAGCAGGAGUUUAAGCCUCCCACAAAAGAGAGUUCCACUGCCCCUAAAAGAUCCCCCUAUUAUCAUCUGCCUGAGAUGCCGUUAUUUGAUUUGCAUCCCCAAAGAAUAUCUAAUCAGUUGCAUGGAACAAUAGCAGUGGUGUGUGCCGGUGCUGGAGCACGCUGUACAACAGAGAGAGAUGCUGCUGCAUUACAGCCCAGUGUGAAACACCAAGAGCAGAGACAUUAUGAGGAGGUGCAUAAUUGGUCUAAAGAUUGCAGAAGAAAUAGUACAGAGCAGGCAGAGACAACUGGGCAAAAACAUACCAGAGAAGAAAAGGGUCCACCUGGUCUCUGUACAAAGACUGAGGGAAGAGUUGACAGACCACUGGAGAAACCUCUUGAUUUAUCAGAUUACAGUAAAAAUAAGGGACCAUCCUGGCCCACUGACCGAAGUGAGCUGUCCAUACAAUUUGAAUCCAAGAAACCAAGAAUUAAAGAGCCAGCAGAGAAGAAAUACACUCAUGAUAAUUUAGCAAGUGGAAAUUCCCAGGACAAUGCACGCUCUUAUGAAACAGUCGCCAAGGUGAUGAGUGUUGAAACAUCCAGUAAAGAUAAGGAUAAGACACAAGUUGUGUCGAGCCCUAAAGAUGGAUUAGAAUUGAGUGACAAUGAAGACAAAGUGUACAAGAAUUUGAACAUUAAGGCACAAUAUGACAGCAGUUCUAAAUCCAGAGAGCCAGACGUCAAUCCAAGAAUUAGAAUGAAACUACGUACUAAAAGACCCAGGACCAGGAAUAGUGGAAAUCCAAGUGUGGAAGUUCAUCUCCAAUUUUUGAACAUGCAGCCAGAUGCACAUGAUCUCUCUCAAUGUGAGACUGCAGACCUUCAAGAAGUACACGGAAACCAAGGGAUAACAUCGGAAAAUGGGAGGCAUCAAUCCCGAAGCAACAAAGUACAGCCAAAAAAGAAGAAAAAGAAAAGGCUACAGGACUACUGGACAUCUGCUGCAUACAAGAGAGGAAGAAGAAUUAGAAGAUGCAAACCAACACCAUCAGCCCCCACAAAUGCCUCACAAUGCAGUGCAGGAGUCCCAGAAAACAAAACAGCCAAUCUUCCAGAGUUAUUUCCAGGAAGUUCAAACUAAGGAGGAGAUUUAUUACAAAGACUACAAAGCAACAGAGCGGAAGAUUGAAGACUCUCUGUAAAUAGAAGUUAAGACUUCCAACACAUAGAUGACAUUUUUGAGCUGCAGUUCAAUCACACAAACUGACAAUGUAUUUUUUGCAUUACCUGAUCAGCAGUCAACCAAACCCUCUGGUGGAUCAAUAGCUCAUUUAGAAUAUUGAACACUUACAAAUAGGAGUAGAAAUUAGGUUUGCUUCUCAUGAUCAGUUAUGCUACAUACUAAUGAAAUGUCCAGGCAAAAUUAAGAAGCUACAAAGACAGAAUCACAAUAACAUAGGCACUACUUGACCCAGUACUUUGUAUUAAAAGAAACCUGCUGUUUGUAACUGGCAUUUUCUUGUUGAGUUGAGGAAUGACUUAAUCACUGAGGAAAUGGAGCACUUCCAGUUUGAUACCCUGUAUUGAUUGUGUUUACAGUCGAGAUACAGACUAAGACUUUCUCUACUCUAUCCCAACAAUAUGCCUUAACCUUAACCUCUUAUAGUUCCUGCUGUCAUAAAUUCUUCCAUUUCCUAAUACCAGCUAUUCCUACAGCCCCUCCAAAUGAGAUUACCAAUUUAAUGCCAAAUUAAUAACAUGUAAGGUAUGUAAGAUAACGUACCAGGAACUGGAAUGAUUUUCCCUAAAUUCAUUUCACUUAACCUUACUAAUAUCAGGGGGAGAAAAUCUUAAGACUAUCAUUCACUAUUGUACAAGUGUUAUUUUACUUGCGAAUUCCUCCUUGUCUUGUGUCUUUCAAAUGGAUCACUUCUCUUGAGGUGAACAGUUGAUAAAACCCCCUUUCAGAUGUUUCUCUCUGACUUUUCCUCCUGAUCACAAAUGGAAACCCUUCACCUCCACUAUCUCGUUGCUAGACAGGUCAGCCUGAGUUUAUGUGCAUGUGCUCUAUCACUCUCUGGCAUAGUAUCCUCGCACACUAAAUCAUUCUGUCAACAAUUGCAUGACUUAUUCAAUUCUACCUACAUUCCUCUCAAUCUCUGACUUACUUUCAUAAGUAUUCCAAAAAGAGCAUCACAAUUUAUCUCAGAAUAUGGAGCUGCAUAACUCAUUGUAACUUUUCAAAGAACAGAAAUGCUGGCAUUGUUUCUUUCUCUGGGGAUAUUCAUUGCAGAAGCUUGCAUUUAAUAGGUGAGGUUUGAACAGAAACAGAAAGCACAAAAAAAGUCUACAUAUGUACCCUGUCUUCAUCCACAUUCCUGUUUAGUAAGAUGGUGAUAUUUUUAAGAUGUGUUUUCAGUUUUGUAACAUUUCAAAUGCUAAGGGAAUCAAUAAAUGAAGCAAUUUCUACUCGGGCCUAGAGUGGUAUUAGUGCCAACUGUUCCUGGCACAUCAAAUCUGCGCACAGCUCCAACCUCAGUGUAAACAUGUUUGAUUCAUGUUGGAAACAGGAUCUGUUUUUCCGAUGUUUCCAAUGGUUGGGCAACAUUACGUUGAGGUUGGUGCUCAGUCCAUAAACCCAAGCUCUGAAAACUGAUGGUAAUAGCAUGCCUUUAAAACCAGUAUAAAAGCAGCUUUUAAAUUAAUUCCAUGCUAAUAAAGCAUCCGGUUUUGGUUUGACGCCUGCAAAGGGAAUUUUAAGGGGAUAGUGUCAUUAAAACCUUUAUUUGUGUGGGUUCGGGCAGUUAAAGGCUGCAUUUAAAGUAGUAGCUGCAGAGUAGUUUAGA
Carcharodon carcharias (great white shark) is the source of this 3653-nucleotide messenger RNA. It is a transcript of the gene rbbp8nl, whose product is annotated as retinoblastoma binding protein 8-like. The transcript is spliced from 16 exons. The coding region runs from base 290 to 1948 and encodes 552 amino acids. Gene Ontology annotation, biological process: double-strand break repair via homologous recombination; DNA double-strand break processing involved in repair via single-strand annealing. Lineage: Eukaryota; Metazoa; Chordata; Chondrichthyes; Lamniformes; Lamnidae. The record is from RefSeq and is a predicted model, not a curated record. Gene Ontology annotation, molecular function: double-stranded DNA binding; Y-form DNA binding; single-stranded DNA binding. Gene Ontology annotation, cellular component: site of double-strand break.